ACAGGCUCAACCGUCGUUGUGUUCGUUCAUGGUUUCCCGGAGAUAUGGUACUCGUGGCGGCAUCAGAUGGUUGCGGCGGCGGCCGCCGGCUAUCGUGCAAUUUCUCCCGAUUUAAGGGGCUACGGAUUUUCAGACCCUCACCCACAACCUCAAAACGCAUCGUUUGAUGACUUUGUUCAAGACACUCUGGCAAUCCUCGAUUUUCUUCACAUUCCAAAGGCUUUUCUCGUCGGAAAGGAUUUCGGGUCUUGGGUUGUUUACUUGUUUUCUCUCAUCUUUCCGGCGAGGGUCGCCGGAAUUGUGUCUCUCGGUGUCCCCUUCUUUGCGCCGGAUCCAAAACGUUACCAAAAUCUUCCUGAGGAUUUCUACAUUUACCGGUGGAAGGAAACUGGGAGAGCUGAGGCGGACUUCGGAAGAUUUGAUGUGAAGACUGUACUGAGAAGAAUCUACACUCUCUUCGCCAGAAGUGAAAUUCCCAUCGCUGAGAAAGAUCAAGAGAUUAUGGAUAUGGUGGACGAAUCUACCCCGCUGCCGCCAUGGCUGAACGAGGAAGAUCUCGCCGCAUAUGCAACUGCAUAUCAAAAUUCUGGGUUUCAAUCUACGUUGCAAGUUCCUUACAGGAGAAAACAUAAAGAGUUGGGCAUUACCAAUCCGAAGGUUGAAGUUCCAGUUCUGUUGAUCAUUGGUCGAAAGGACUAUUUUCUGAAAUUUCCAGGGAUUGAAGACUAUAUAAAGAGUGAGAAAAUGAGGGAGUUUGUGGCAGAUUUGGAGGUUGCGGACUUGGCCGAUGGAACUCAUUUCAUGCAGGAGCAGUUUCCAGCUCAACUCAAUCACCUUCUCAUUGCCUUUUUAAGUAAUCAUCAUAUCUGAUUACAAGUUUUUAUUUUUUCCAAAUCCAUAUUGUUAAUGACAUGCUAUGUUAGUUGACAAUAUCAAACCAAGUUUCAAAAUAUUGUUGGGAGUAA
Molecule: messenger RNA, 965 nt
Organism: Momordica charantia (bitter melon)
Lineage: Eukaryota; Viridiplantae; Streptophyta; Magnoliopsida; Cucurbitales; Cucurbitaceae
Source: RefSeq, a predicted model, not a curated record